Messenger RNA from Parnassius mnemosyne (clouded apollo), 1308 nucleotides. NCBI's taxonomy places the organism in Eukaryota, Metazoa, Arthropoda, Insecta, Lepidoptera, Papilionidae. The record is from the annotation of a GenBank genome assembly.
AUGGUAGAAAUAGGAGUGCAUCAGCAAUCAGCUGAGGAAAGCCUAGAGAAUGCAGAAUGGUACUGGGGUGAUAUUACAAGAGAUGAAGCAACUGAAAUGCUUAGAGAUACCUGUGAUGGUACUUUUCUAGUCCGCAAUGCAUCAAAUAAAGACAGUGGGUACACUCUAACAGUUAGAAAAGGUGGCACCAAUAAAUUAAUCAAAAUAUACAAUCAUGAUGGCCGGUAUGGAUUUUGUGAACCAUUCGAAUUCAACUCUGUUGUCGAUCUUGUUAAAUUUUAUAAGGAAUACUCUCUGGCGCAUUGCAAUAGUAGUCUUGAUAUUAAACUUAUGUACCCACUGUCAAGGCUUCAAGAAAAUGAUGGUGCUGAAAACAUUAAUGAUGAAACACUUGAAUCAAGGUAUAAAGAGAUUCAUAAGGAAUUUGUGCUGAAGACAAGAGAUUACGAUGAAAGAUCCGACACAUACAUGAAAUUAAGAGAAAAAGUAAAAAUGAAAAGACAGUCCCUUGAUGCUUUUAGAGAAACUGUUAAAGUCUGUGAAGAACAUUUAAAGUUACAAGAAAAGAUGCAAGCAGAAGCUCAACCACAUGAGAAAAAGGGCCUUAUAGAAAAUAAUAAGCAAUUAAUUUCACAAGUGAAUAAUUUGAAACAAGCUCGACUUCAAUUAACCAAUUUACUAAGAGAGACUGUAGAAUCUAACUUAUUACUUGAAAGAGAAAUAACAAAAUUAAAAUCUGAAAUAAUAAACCUUUAUAAGUUAAAGGACCGCUAUAAAGUAUGGCUACAGAGGAGAGGUAAAACUGACGAAUAUAUACAAGCUUUAGAGAACAACAACAUUCACAUUCUUGAAAAGUUGUAUGCGCACAAUGAGUCAAUAAGUUGGAUGGUUGAAAAUUGUACAAGAGAUACAGCAGAGAAGCUCCUUGAAGGGAAACCACAAGGCACUUUCUUAAUAAGGCCUAACUCUACUGGACAACUAGCAUUAUCAAUUUGUUGCAAUAAUAUGGUAUAUCAUUGCAUUAUAUUUAAGACUGAAAGGGGAUAUGGAUUUGCAGAACCUUAUAACAUUUAUAAAACAUUAAACGAACUUGUACUCCAUUAUGCUGUUAAUUCACUUGAGGAGCACAAUGACCAAUUAAGAACUGUGCUCAAGUACCCUGUCAAUGCCCAUUUGGUGAAAAAACCGGAAAAAAAGUCGGUGCAAGAGUCACAGCAGCAAGAUACACAACACCAAGACGUGCAACAUGUGGAAACACAGUUAUUGUCAUAUAGGCGACAAAGAAAACAGCGUCCCCAGCUGCCCUAA